This is a messenger RNA of Suillus fuscotomentosus, 1247 nucleotides long. RefSeq lists its product as uncharacterized. Lineage: Eukaryota; Fungi; Basidiomycota; Agaricomycetes; Boletales; Suillaceae. Bases 119 to 1027 code for a protein of 302 amino acids. The transcript is spliced from 4 exons. The record is from RefSeq and is a predicted model, not a curated record.
CCAGUUGGCAAACACGCCCUCCACCGCGUUUUUAGAUUUUAGGAAAUUGUAGGCGCCUUUCUGUCUUUAAAAACGCGAGUGAUUGGAGACAGCGAAGACUCAUAUCACCUCUAUAGCCAUGAAAGUCCCUAACGUUCACGCGCCUCGUAACGAGGAUGAUGUUGAAUUACAAUCCAUGGCCCCCGUCGCUCUAGAUGACAACAGCCAACUUGCUUUUGAAAGCAGUUUUGACGAUUUGUCCUGGCGUUUGCCUGACUAUGAACAGAAUGACCCCUUGAUUAACGGGCCGCAGACAUAUAUGUCGCAGCCUGCAUGCGCACUGCCUGGCGAGUACGCUGAUGCGGGCUUUCCUAUGAUCAGCGACUUUUAUCAGAACUUCAUGCGUGACGGGGAGCAUCAUAGACCCUCCUCGCUGUUGUCAUUCGGUAGCGAAUGGUUCCAGCACAAACACUCCAUUCCAGAGCUUAAUUUUCCCUUCCAAGACGCAGAAGGCAAUCAACACGUCCAUGGCUCACUUUCGCUGGCGAAUCAUGGGCAAGAUGUCGUGACCAUUUUUGAAGAUCCUCAAGUCUCGAGUGCAGAUGACUCCCACCAUUCAGCCAUUGUCGGUGGUGAUGUGAGCGAUAGCGGACCGACGCCACCCACCACAUCAUCCGGUGACCCGAUUAUCCUUCGGUGUCAACACCAUGUGCAAGGUCAACCUUGUGGAGUGUUCAUCAAAGGAGGAUUCUCCAGCGUCUUGAAGCACUUCGCCUACAUGCACGUUCGCCCUCGCAUUUCCGCGAACGCAAGAUCUGCCAACCGUCCCGAGGAGUUUUGGAUCUGUCGCUGGGGCGGCAAGUGUGACAGCCGCAUUCGCAAGGAGGGCUUUAAGAGGCAUGUCCUUGGUCACCUCGUCCGGUGGAAAUGUUCCGCUUGCUCGUCGACAUAUUCUCGAGAUGAUAGCGCCCGAAAACACGCCAAGGAUUGUGGAGAUGGUAGGAUCGUCAUGCUGCCGCGGUUGGAUGGUCGUCCGCGACGGCUGUAAGAAGGGGGAAGAAAACUGACACACAGCUCCCUUAGUGCACUUAUAUGAAGGGGAAUUCUGGGAAUUCCCUCGGUUGAAGGUUCCCAUAUAUUUAUAGCUCGAACCCAUCAAGUCUUUGUGUAUAUACGCAGAUGGCUUGCAGUACUUACUAUACUUACUCGACGAACGCAGUUGUUCGCUUCCUAAUUCCUAUUUCCAUCUGUAUCGAGUCCUUUAGAAG